ACCUAGGUACUGUGUUUGGGUCGCUUGGCCAAUACGACAAGGCUGAAGAGUAUCUCCAAAAAGCGCUUGUCAUCAGAACUGAAAUUGGCCACAGAGAAGGGGAGGCAACUGACUACGGAAACCUUGGAAUUGUGUUUAGAACUGUUGGUGAUUUUGAAGCUUCGGAAGUAUGCUUGGAGAAAGCUUUAUUGAUAUUUAGAGAUAUUGGAGAUGGAAGAAAAGAGUUUGAUAUCCUUCUAGGCUACGCCGUUUUGUAUUUAUAUCAAUAUAAAAUCAAAGACUCCUUGUUGUAUCUUCAUCUGUGCAUUGAAAAGUAUGAGGAGCUGAGAUAUUUCUUGGGUGCCAAUGAUCAGUUCAAAACAUCAUUUUUGGAGCACACAGGAAUGUUCCCCUACAAGCUGCUUUGUACUUUGCUUUGUGACACCGGAAAUGCUCGGGAUGCUCUUUAUGUUGAGGAGUUGGGUCGAGCUAGAGGCCUAUCAGACUUAAUGGCAGAGAAGUACUCGGUUGAAACGCACAUCUCUGCUAAUCCACAAUCUUGGGUUGGCAUUGAGAACAUUUUAAGAAAGAAAAAUAACUGUACUUGUCUGUACAUUUCUUAUUUUCAGAAUCGUCUGCAUUUGUGGAUCUUGAAAACAAGUGGAGUCCUUCACUAUAGAAGAGUAUCACCAGAAGAGAAUCUAGUUCAGGCCGGGUUGCCUAAAGAUUUGUCUUUGAGUCAAUUUUUGGAUGAUAAUUUCCGGAGUCUUGGUAUUUUGCCUACUAAAGAUUGUGAAGAUCGGUCUUUAAAUACGAUUAAAGUGCAACCUCUCUUCCCCGCACAAAAGAGCUCAGCAAGAUUGCGACUCAUGGAGGAGGACGAGGACGAGGACGAGGACGAGAAAGUGAUUUUAAGUCUUUCUUUGUGUUACAAAAUGUUUAUUGCUCCCGUUAAUGAUUUUCUUGAGGAGCCUGAAGUCAUUAUUGUUCCUGACCGCAGGUUGUACAAAGUUCCUUUUGCUGCCCUGAGUGAAAAGGAGGGAGCCGAAUACCUAUCGGAGACUCAUAGGAUCCGUGUCAUUCCUUCUUUGACAACGCUAAAGAUCAUCCAAGAUAGUCCAGAGGACUAUCACAGCAACACUGGUGCCUUGAUUAUAGGCAAUCCCAAGGUUGAUGGGCUGCAACCAUUGCCAGGUGCAAGAAAAGAAGCGGAGAUGGUCGGACGACUGGUGGGUGUUCCACCUCUAGUUGAAGAGAAAGCAACGAAGCAGGCGGUACUUGGGCGGAUAAGUUCAGUGAGCUUGAUACACUUUGCUGCCCAUGGUAAUGCGGAAAGAGGAGAAAUUGCACUCUCCCCCAUUCCUACUCCCAACAGUGGAAACGCUAUCCCACCGCAGGAAGCUUACAUGUUGACGAUGGCUGAUGUCUCACGAGUGAAAGUCAGAGCUAAACUGGUGGUACUUAGCUGCUGUCACAGUGGAAGUGGAGAGAUAAGAGCCGAAGGAGUUAUAGGAAUUGCCCGUGCGUUCUUAGGAUCUGGUGCUCGCUCUGUAUUGGUAGCGCUGUGGGCCAUUCCAGACUCAGCUACAGAGAAGCUGAUGGGUCGGUUCUACGAACACCUCAUUGAAGGAGAAAGUGCCAGUGAAUCCCUUCAUCAGGCCAUGAAGUGGAUGAGAAAAAACGGCUUGAACAAAAUGUCUGAGUGGGCGUCGUUUACGCUGAUUGGAGAUGAUGUGAGACUCGAGUUUGACAAGCAGCGGCAAGACUCAGUGAGAACAGGAAGAAAGACCCGACAGAGUAAAUAAUGACAAGAACUCGAAGGGAACAGAGCAAAAAGACUUUUAGAUGGAUAAAUUAAAUAGAAACAAGAAGAGAAAAUACUCUAUCCAGUAUUUCAUUGAC
Molecule: messenger RNA, 1881 nt
Organism: Pocillopora verrucosa
Lineage: Eukaryota; Metazoa; Cnidaria; Anthozoa; Scleractinia; Pocilloporidae
Source: RefSeq, a predicted model, not a curated record